GCUAGUUCUUUCCAAACUUAAAGACAAGAAAAGGUGAUGAAAAAAGUCUUUGUGGUGAAUCCCAAGUCUAGGAUAUCCCCAAGGCAUUGUGGUUAGUACAAACCCAAGAAAAGCAUUUAAUUCUGUAGAUAGAAUCCAGCCUUUUCAGUAAGUGAAUACACGCCUAUUAAAAACUCAUCUUUUUUAAAAACCCAACAAUUCCAGGUAGACAUUUUGAUAGAUUUGGGCAGAUAAACUCUCUCGAGUCCUUCUGCACACAGCGGGGUUGGUCUCUGGGCCCCAGGACCACAUAGGCACUGAGGAAGAGCAGUGAACAGUGUGGACAGGACAGUAAAAAUGGGGAGAAAAGGUUGUGGGGUUUUUUUUCCUAACAACCCUCCUUCUGAAUCGAAUCAGCCAUCAAAACUCAGAAUGGGAAUUUUAAAACCCCUCGCCUCCUUCUUUCUUUCCGCUUCCUUCCAGAACCCCUCACACUCUCCGGGAAGUAGAACGAGGUGAAGCCACCAGGGACUCUUCACACCGCACCUCCUCAGGACACAGCCCAACAGCAGGGCCAGCCGGCGGGCCCGAAGCGGCACCGAGCAGCCGCCAGACGUGUGCUCGGAGACGUUUCCCUACCCUCAGCCUACAAGGAGGGACACGAAGAAGAGCACGAAGAGAAGGAGGGUCGGUUUCACCCCGAGGGGCUGCGGCCUUCAGCGGUGAGGUGACGUGAGGGCCAUGCCGCCCUCAUGCCGCGCUGACAGUAGCCUCGCGGUGCAUAGGACGUGGUGGGCAUCCUCUUCCUGGUGGCGGUGGCGGUCGCGCUGGAUUUCAAGUACCACCACGCUGAGGAGCUGGAGGCGUACCUGAAGAGGGUUCAUGCCACCUACCCCUCCCUCACCCACCUGCGCAGCAUCGGGCGCUCGGUGGAAGACUGUUGGGAGAGAAAUCCUGCUCCAUUUGAUAGACUUCCUGGUGACCAGCUAUAGGCGGGACCCAGUUAUUACCCGCUUACUCAAUAAUACCCGGAUUCAUAUAAUGCCAACAAUGAAUCCUGAUGGAUUUGAAGCUACAAAAGUGCCUGACUGUUAUUACACGCGAGGAAGGUACAAUAAGAACGGAGAAGAUCUGAACAGAAAUUUUCCUGAUGCCUUUGAACGUAACAAUGCCAGCAUUCAGCCAGAGACACAAGCAGUCAUGAACUGGAUAAAAAAUGAGACAUUUGUUCUUUCAGCAAACUUGCACGGGGGUGCCCUGGUUGCCAGCUACACCUUUGAUAAUGGCAACUCAGCUACAGGCUCUUUGGAAGGCUAUAGCAAGUCUCCAGAUGAUGAUGUCUUUAUCCAUUUGGCAAAAACCUAUUCUUUCAAUCAUGCCAGCAUGUACAAAGGGACUGGGUGUGACAACAGACAAACCUUUCCAGACGGCAUUACCAACGGGUAUUCCUGGUACCAGCUGGAAGGUGGAAUGCAAGAUUACAACUACGUCUGGGGACAGUGCUUUGAAAUCACAUUGGAGCUGUCAUGCUGUAAAUAUCCUCCAGCAGACCAGCUGGAAAAGUUCUGGAGAGACAACAAAGCUGCUCUGAUUGAAUAUAUAAAGCAAGUACAUCUAGGCAUCAAGGGUCAAGUUACUGAUAAGAACGGGAAUCCUAUUCCCAAUGCCAUUGUGGAAGCUCAAGGAAGGCCUCAUGUCUGCCCCUACAGAACAAAUGAACAAGGGGAAUACUUUCUUCUCCUUCUGCCUGGGACGUAUGUGAUCAAUGCUACUGUACCGGGAUUUAAAUCCAUCCUGAAGACAGUGGAAAUACAUGACAACACUGGUAACUUCAGUGCUCUGAAGCACGACUUCACUUUCCCAGAAGUCUCUAUCAGGUCAAGUGCUGCUUUUUGUCCCAAAACUCCCCUCUACCAGGAGCUCCAAUGGGCUUCAGCUGCAGUAAAACCAACUCUCCAUGUCAUCUUGGUUUUAAUGGCCUUUCUGCUUGUAAUCUUCCAAUAGCUGGGAAUGACAUGAGGUGGCAAGGCAACAUCUUCCUGCACAAAUGCGGUUGAAAUUCAGACAUGGAGUUGUAUAUGCAAAAGAAUGUAUGUUUUUAUGAACCAAACUCUCAGAUUUACAGGCAUGUUUUUUGCAUUUUGUAAAAUACUGGCUCGACAAUCAAAUGUUUUACUUUAAUUACAAUAGACUGUCAUAUUUUCUACAUAUUUUACUCUAAAGACACCCUGUACAGCCUAUGGAGAUAACUGUAGAAUUGUGAUGCACAAAUAACAGUCUGAAGAAUUUGCCCAAGUUUAAAAGAAGUCACGGAUUGUCUACAACUGUUUCACACAGGCUCAGGUUCCUGUGUGAGCCGGCAGCUGGUGUGUCACCCAACGGAACUGA
Neopsephotus bourkii (Bourke's parrot) is the source of this 2367-nucleotide messenger RNA. It is a transcript of the gene CPM, whose product is annotated as carboxypeptidase M. The record is from RefSeq and is a predicted model, not a curated record. Gene Ontology annotation, cellular component: cell surface. Gene Ontology annotation, molecular function: zinc ion binding; metallocarboxypeptidase activity. Bases 862 to 1983 code for a protein of 373 amino acids. Lineage: Eukaryota; Metazoa; Chordata; Aves; Psittaciformes; Psittacidae. The transcript has 8 exons. Gene Ontology annotation, biological process: proteolysis.